CCUUUGGCACGUUUCUCAAUAUAGAUUGCUGCACCAGAAAAAGACAAUUUUUUCUGUUUGAAGCCUCUUUUGACAUGAAGCGAAAUGCGGCAAGAGAACCAAGAAGACAAUAGCAUUUUUGCUUUUCUUUGGUUACCACUCUCUAACAAGAUAAAGAAAUGUAACACCAUCCACCACAUGAUUCACAUGUUGUGACGAAGAGAGCCAACAAAACGUUCGAGAGUCAGAUACUUUAUAUAUCGGUUACCGAAGUGAUCGAAACCGCGAACCACGAAGCUGAGCAGGAUACUUUUAAUUAGUAGUUCAUGCAGGUUUUGGGAAUGGAGGAAAAGCCUGCAAGGAGAAGCGUAGUGUUGGUUCCAUUUCCAGCACAAGGACAUAUAUCUCCAAUGAUGCAACUUGCCAAAACCCUUCACUUAAAGGGUUUCUCGAUCACAGUUGUUCAGACUAAGUUCAAUUACUUUAGCCCUUCAGAUGACUUCACUCAUGAUUUUCAGUUCGUCACCAUUCCAGAAAGCUUACCAGAGUCUGAUUUCAAGAAUCUCGGACCAAUACAGUUUCUGUUUAAGCUCAACAAAGAGUGUAAGGUGAGCUUCAAGGACUGUUUGGGUCAGUUGGUGCUGCAACAAAGUAAUGAGAUCUCAUGUGUCAUCUACGAUGAGUUCAUGUACUUUGCUGAAGCUGCAGCCAAAGAGUGUAAGCUUCCAAACAUCAUUUUCAGCACAACAAGUGCCACGGCUUUCGCUUGCCGCUCUGUAUUUGACAAACUAUAUGCAAACAAUGUCCAAGCUCCCUUGAAAGAAACUAAAGGACAACAAGAAGAGCUAGUUCCGGAGUUUUAUCCCUUGAGAUAUAAAGACUUUCCAGUUUCACGGUUUGCAUCAUUAGAGAGCAUAAUGGAGGUGUAUAGGAAUACAGUUGACAAACGGACAGCUUCCUCGGUGAUAAUCAACACUGCGAGCUGUCUAGAGAGCUCAUCUCUGUCUUUUCUGCAACAACAACAGCUACAAAUUCCAGUGUAUCCUAUAGGCCCUCUUCACAUGGUGGCCUCAGCUCCUACAAGUCUGCUUGAAGAGAACAAGAGCUGCAUCGAAUGGUUGAACAAACAAAAGGUAAACUCGGUGAUAUACAUAAGCAUGGGAAGCAUAGCUUUAAUGGAAAUCAACGAGAUAAUGGAAGUCGCGUCAGGAUUGGCUGCUAGCAACCAACACUUCUUAUGGGUGAUCCGACCAGGGUCAAUACCUGGUUCCGAGUGGAUAGAGUCCAUGCCUGAAGAGUUUAGUAAGAUGGUUUUGGACCGAGGUUACAUUGUGAAAUGGGCUCCACAGAAGGAAGUACUUUCUCAUCCUGCAGUAGGAGGGUUUUGGAGCCAUUGUGGAUGGAACUCGACACUAGAAAGCAUCGGCCAAGGAGUUCCAAUGAUCUGCAGGCCAUUUUCGGGUGAUCAAAAGGUGAACGCUAGAUACUUGGAGUGUGUAUGGAAAAUUGGGAUUCAAGUGGAGGGUGAGCUAGACAGAGGAGUGGUCGAGAGAGCUGUGAAGAGGUUAAUGGUUGACGAAGAAGGAGAGGAGAUGAGGAAGAGAGCUUUCAGUUUAAAAGAGCAACUUAGAGCCUCUGUUAAAAGUGGAGGCUCUUCACACAACUCGCUAGAAGAGUUUGUACACUUCAUAAGGACUCUAUGAAGACAGUUGUGUCUACUAAAACACACAAAGCAUCAAGAUUCCUUUUUCAACCAUUCCAAGUUUGUUUGCAUAGAGUUUAUCUGAACAUCACUUAAAAACUCACCUGCAGAAUAACAAACUAUAAAAAUUAAUACUUUACCGC
Messenger RNA from Arabidopsis thaliana (thale cress), 1824 nucleotides. It is a transcript of the gene UGT76E12, whose product is annotated as UDP-glucosyl transferase 76E12. The transcript is spliced from 2 exons. The record is from RefSeq and is marked reviewed. Lineage: Eukaryota; Viridiplantae; Streptophyta; Magnoliopsida; Brassicales; Brassicaceae. Gene Ontology annotation, molecular function: UDP-glycosyltransferase activity; flavonol 7-O-beta-glucosyltransferase activity; flavonol 3-O-glucosyltransferase activity. Bases 306 to 1682 code for a protein of 458 amino acids.